AUGCGACAACCGGCAAUGCCUAUCAUCUCGCCCUUUGAGUCUUCCAUUGCGAAGCCCGGCCAGGGCACCGUGGUCCUGUCCCUCCUCCCACCCGCCAACCCCACCCUCACCACCCUCACCUACAAAUACCCGCUGAAGCUAGUCCCUCGAGCACCGGGAUUCGCGGGCAGCAAUGGCCAUGGACCGGCCUCGGAGGAGUCGAAGAGUCCCUCCCGGCCGGUGCACCUCUAUCUUCUCACCUACGGCGGCGGGCUUCUGCCGGGUGACCACAUCGAGGUGUCGAUCACACUCGAGCCGAAGACGAGGAUGGUUGUGACCACGCCGCAAGGGAGCACGAAGAUAUUCAAAACGGACCCCAACAACCGCGGCAACAUGCCCCAUGUGAUCAAGGGACACCGCAAACAAAUGCCCGCCAACGAGCACCUCUCCGACAUGAGCCAACAGACCCUGAACGUCCGCAUCGGCCGCCAAGCGGCCCUGUGCUACUUGCCGGACCCCUCAGUGCCUUUCCAAUACAGCCGCUACGCCCAAAUACAGACCUUUACCGUGGAUGCCGCCGCCAAGGGCGAGCAGCGGAGCAGCCUGUGCGUACUCGACUGGGUGACACAGGGCCGCACGUCGCGCGGCGAGGACUGGAACUUUCGUUCCUGGCGGGGCCGGAACGAGGUCUGGGCCACCGACGAGAAGACGGGCAAAAGCCGACUUUUACUCCGGGAUUCAGUCAUCCUAGACGAUGAGGACGAAGACCUCGACAGCGACGAAGAUGAAGACGAAGAAGACGACGAGGAGGAGGGUACCACCACCGAUCCCCGUGGCAACAGCCACUCCGGCCGCGUUGACACUCCGCCGCCGCAGGCCGGCCUGGCGCCCAUGAACAUCCUCCAGGAACGGACACGGCCGCAUGGCGUUGUUGGCACGCUGAUCCUGUCCGGGCCAGUAUACGACGAUCUCGGUUCCUUCCUCAUGCACCAAUUCACCUCGCUGCCGCGCAUCGGCAGCCGGAAUUGGUCGGCAACCGCACCGCCCUCUGAACCGGAGUCCUCGCCCAGCACAAAUUCCAACGUCACCUGGACCGCGGCGCGCGUGCGUGCUGGGUUCGUGCUUGUCAAAUUCGGCGCCAAGGACUUCGAAACCGCCAAGCACUGGCUGGGCGGACUGCUCCGCGAGGAGGGCACUGUGGCGCGCGAGUUUGGCGAGGAAGCCCUGUUUAGCUUAUGA
Molecule: messenger RNA, 1218 nt
Organism: Penicillium lagena
Lineage: Eukaryota; Fungi; Ascomycota; Eurotiomycetes; Eurotiales; Aspergillaceae
Product: urease accessory protein UreD
Exons: 1
Coding region: 1-1218 (405 amino acids)
Molecular function (GO): nickel cation binding
Source: RefSeq, a predicted model, not a curated record